Molecule: messenger RNA, 873 nt
Organism: Penicillium paradoxum
Lineage: Eukaryota; Fungi; Ascomycota; Eurotiomycetes; Eurotiales; Aspergillaceae
Product: DUF3431 domain-containing protein
Exons: 2
Coding region: 1-873 (290 amino acids)
Source: RefSeq, a predicted model, not a curated record
AUGAAAGGUGGACUCCGUGUCGCAGGAUUUUGCGUCUCGUGUAUUCUUCUUUUCUCGUUAUACCUGUUUGAAGCGCAUCUUCAAGACCUGUGCAACCAAUAUCGUGCCGGUGCAUACAUUUAUGAUUGGUUAGGUCACAAUGGCGCUGUCUCAAGUCCGACAUACAGCGAGACCACACCAGGGGAUAGAGUGAUCGUUAUGGCCAAGCUGGAGGAAGAGCCUACUGAAUGGGUAGAGCACGAGCUACCUGACUGGCAACGUGCAAUCUACGUUGUAAAUCCCUCGCGAGAGACACGGCUUAAUGCCAACGCCCUUACGACUCCGCGUAACAAAGGCCAUGAGUCCAUGGCCUAUCUCACCUACAUUAUCGACAACUACUACGACCUUCCUUCAACCAUCGCUUUCCUUCACCCCCACCGUGCUGGUUUCCUAAUGGCUUGGCACGUCGAUGCACCACUCCACGAUAAUGCCAUCGCCAUGCGCAACCUACAACUCGAUUUCAUCCAGCAGAACGGCUACGUGAAUCUUCGCUGCAAUUGGAAUCCUGGCUGCAAGGGCCCGCCUCGCUUCAAUGGUCAUGUCACCGAACAGGUUUGGAUGGAAAUCUUCGAUAGCACGAGUACGCCGCCCUUGAAUGUUUCUUCGCCUACGCAACGCGAAUCUCCUGGUCAAACAUACCUUCGUCAACCUGCCGAGAUUGGCGCCGCCUGCUGUGCGCAAUUCGCUGUCUCGCGGGAUCAGGUUCGGAGGCGUCCGUUGGAUGACUAUGUCAAAUUCCGGCAAUGGAUUCUUGAUACAGAAUUAAGCGAUGCUGCAUCGGGGAGGGUGAUGGAGUUCCUAUGGCAUAUCAUUUUCGGAAUGCAAGGUGUAUAG